Messenger RNA from Salvia miltiorrhiza (redroot sage), 1319 nucleotides. Its product is annotated as ethylene-responsive transcription factor ERF034-like. Gene Ontology annotation, biological process: regulation of DNA-templated transcription. The transcript has a single exon. Lineage: Eukaryota; Viridiplantae; Streptophyta; Magnoliopsida; Lamiales; Lamiaceae. Gene Ontology annotation, molecular function: DNA-binding transcription factor activity; DNA binding. The record is from RefSeq and is a predicted model, not a curated record. Bases 177 to 1088 code for a protein of 303 amino acids.
GGUAAUUUUAACACGUACGUCUCUACAUUUGUACGUAGGUCGGUAUAUGACUUAUCGACUAUUACACUAUGCACCAAAUAAAUUUACAUUGACUCAAAUCUAUUCUAAUACUUUAAAGGCUUUUAAGGGUACGAUAGCUCAAUUUUUAUAAUAUCCCUCACCUUGAGCAUAAUUAAAUGUUGUGUAUGGUGUGUUGGUUAUCUUUUUCUUUAUAUAAAUUAAUCCAAAUUGUGAAAGAAUCUUAUAUUUGCCCAAACUCCCCUACUUUAUGUAGCAACAUUACACAUUCUCUCACUCAGCUAGCUACUAGCCCACAAGGCAUGGAACACAAAAUCAUCUUUGAGAAUAUAGUUGAAGACCAACUUUUCUCCACCUCCACCUCCACCUCCUCCUCCACCUCAACCACCACCGCCGCCGCCGCCACAUCCACGUCCUCGUCCAGCUCCAACGAGACGCAGAGCGCCGCCACCACGUGCGACAAGAGUAACAUCGAAGCCAAGUCUCAAGGCGAGAAGAGCGGCAACGAAGUGAGCAAGCGGCGGAAGGCCGCCGCCUCCGGCGGCGGCGGCGGCGGGUGCGGCGACAGGCACCCGACAUACCGCGGCGUGCGGAAGCGGAAUUGGGGGAAAUGGGUGUGCGAAAUCCGGGAGCCGAGGAAGAAAUCGAGAAUAUGGCUGGGGACUUACCCGACGGCGGAGAUGGCGGCGCGAGCCCACGACGUGGCGGCGCUGGCCAUCAAGGGGCAGUCGGCUUACCUCAAUUUCCCUCACCUGGCUCAGGUGCUCCCCCGCCCGGCCUCCACCGCGCCCAAGGACAUCCAGGCCGCCGCCGCGAAGGCCGCGGCGGCCACAUUCCCCGGCGAAGCCGAGCCGAGCCGGAGCCAGCUGGUCAGCUCCCACUCGUCGACGGACUUGGCGGCGGACAGCAUGCAAGAAUCGGCUGACGACACGUUUUUCGACUUGCCGGAUCUCUCCCUCAGCACCACCACCGAUCACGGCAGCGGCUAUUGCUACUACGUCUCGUCGUGGCCGAUGGCCGGAGCCGACGCCGGAUUCCGCCUUGAAGAUCCGAUCUUGUGGGAGCUCUAGCUCUACGACUAGCUAUUAUUUUUUAUUUUUAUAUAUUUUUUUAAUUUUUUUUUCUUUUUUUUUUUUUUGGAGAAGAUGAAGUUUGUGGAAUGAGAUAGGUAACAAACAUUUUGAUCUUGUUAAUGAAAGUGAAAUUAAUGUGUAUUUAGUUAUGGUUUGGAAGAACCGAAUAAUACUUUGAGGGACAUAUCUUAUAGUAUUAUCAGCCAAUUACAUAUACAUGUCGUGGAA